AUGAUGAAUAAUUUCGGCUUUGAUCGAAAACCAUCGGUUACAUCUGUGACUGAAACUGAACGCAGUAUGGUUCAAGCAGAGAUCAAUAUGAUCAAUGCUACUGCUGAUGCCGUCAUUCCAUUAGGCAUUUGGUGUUCAAAAUGGAGAAAAUUUUGGGAUAAUUAUGAAUGGCGUAUGCGACAUUAUUUUUACAUACAUCUAUCGGUAUUUUUCUGCAAUACACUUUUGUGCGGCGUCAUCAUUUGGAACAUUGAACAACAACGUGUAUCCUAUCUCGAUUGUUGGUUUUCGAGUGCAACAUGUGUAUUUACAUGUGGAUUGGAAACUUACGAUUUUGGAUCAUACAGUCUAGCAUCACAAAUUGUAUUACUUAUUUUUACUGUAAUUUCAGGCAUUACGGUCAGUACACUUCCUGCUAUUUUCAUCAAGAUUUAUCGAGUCAAACGCGAAAUAACACCUGAUGAAGAAACACUUUCAUCGACUAUCAAUGACAAUAGCUUACCAAUUACAAAACUUGUUCGAAUCAAUUCUACUGAUCCCAUAUUGGACCAACGUCUUCGAUUACUGCCUAGUCCAAAAGAUCUUCGUACUACAGCAUAUAUCAUCCUAAUUAUUCUCAUUCUUUCGACUUGUUUCGCUAUUUAUCUUAUCUCAUUUCUUACCAUUAGUAUGUGGCUUAAAUAUCAUUAUGAUCCACAAUUUUUACGUCAAGACAACAGAACAGUGGAUCCGUUCUAUGCUUCAAUUGUCAUCACUCUGACCGGUUUCAAUCAAAAUGGCCUUUCACUAUGGUAUCGUAUUUAA
Molecule: messenger RNA, 804 nt
Organism: Rotaria sp. Silwood1
Lineage: Eukaryota; Metazoa; Rotifera; Eurotatoria; Philodinida; Philodinidae
Source: the annotation of a GenBank genome assembly